ACAGAAAAACUAGCAGCAGUAAAAAGUACUGCAGAGUCUCAGCUCACAGAGAGACAGAGAAACUGAAGCGACAGCAGCAUCAGAACACAGAGGACCAACAUUUACUUAUGAUUUACUGCAGAAUCAGAAUCAGCUUCACAUAGAAAAGCUGCAGUUAACAGAGAAACACAGCGACUGAGUGACAGCUCUGCUGUACAGGAAACUGAUACUGCUGAAAACUGAGCAUCUGAAAAUGUCUUCCAUCACUGAUGAGGAUCCAGAGCUGAGCAUGAAUGUGAAAUACAGCAAAGGAGAGGACAGAGGAGAGAGACUGGAGGGAUGGGUCCUCCUCCAUGAGAAUGUGGACUCCUGCACAGACCAUCAGGUCCAUGUUUCAACACAGGGUGGAGAGCCGCACACUGAGAAUCAUCUCCCAGCAGCCCAAAGAAACCGUUUCAGAGUUCUUGGACUAAUUCUGGCUCUGCUGUUAGCAGUGCUCAUAGUCGUGUGCAGACUCUAUACAGAGAAGCUGAUGUCUGACAAUGAAAAGCUGAUGUCUGAAAAUAAAAAGCUGACGUCUGAGUAUGAGACGCUGAUAUCUCAGAAUCAGAAGCUGACGUCUGAGAAUGAGAAGCUGACAUCGGAUCUGGAAAGGAUAAACUGCCAGUUUGGAAAGGAAAACCAAACAGGGAACACCACAGAAUGGAAACGAUUUGAGUGCAGCUGUUACUACAUUUCUACUGAGAGGAAAAACUGGACAGAGAGCAGGAAAGACUGUGAGAGGAGAGGAGCAGAUCUGCUGGUGAUAAAGACCAGCAGCAAACAUGAAUUUUUCAGAGAGCUGAAUAAACGUGGAGAAUUCUGGAUCGGUCUGGAGACAAAGCCAAAGACAAAUGACUGGUCAACAUGGGAGUGGAAAUGGGUGGACGGAUCACCACUAACAUAUACAGGCUGGAAUCCAGGUGCAAAAUUAAAUCCUGUGGAUCAUUUCAAAGUAUUUAUGGAUCUACAAGGAACAUGGAUGCACACCAACACUGGAUCGAAACACUGGAUCUGUGAGAGGGACAUCUACUGAGAGUUUGCUGGUGACCUCUCAGUCUAACAUCUGUAACAUGUAACUGCACUGUAUCAGAUUUAAACCUUACCAAGGAUUUUAACAGAGAAACUGAGCUGCAUCAGUCUGAAGGUACAACUGUGUGAAGGUAAAAUAACUAUCAUGGUAUUAUGACCUUUAUGUUUUGCUGACAGCGUAAUCAAAGUGAAAAAUAAAUGCAAAGGUCUGUUGUUGUGAAAUCACAGACUGACAGACCUCUAAUUGGUGACUAUGGAUGAAAAUGUCUGUAAUUCCUGAACAGUUAAUGUAAUAAUUUUGUUAAACUCCUUGAAUUAAAGAUGGAAGUCUGCACUUCAA
Messenger RNA from Oreochromis aureus, 1390 nucleotides. Its product is annotated as C-type lectin domain family 4 member C-like. Gene Ontology annotation, biological process: cell division. The record is from RefSeq and is a predicted model, not a curated record. The coding region runs from base 233 to 1054 and encodes 273 amino acids. Lineage: Eukaryota; Metazoa; Chordata; Actinopteri; Cichliformes; Cichlidae. The transcript has 7 exons. Gene Ontology annotation, cellular component: membrane.